Messenger RNA from Knipowitschia caucasica, 3282 nucleotides. The record is from the annotation of a GenBank genome assembly. NCBI's taxonomy places the organism in Eukaryota, Metazoa, Chordata, Actinopteri, Gobiiformes, Gobiidae.
AUGGGGGUCUCGCUGUGGCGCAGUGGCUCCUCCUCUGGCUCUGACCCUCCACAUGCUCAGCCCCUGUUCCUCUCACAUUGUUUCAUUUGGAACCAAGUGUCCGCACCACGCGCGCUUUUGACGCUCGCGUCUUUUCGCCUCAAACCUUCGACUGCGUCAGGUGGCAAACACCUGCGAGCCUCUCGCUGUGCGCGGUGGAGAUGGUACUGGCUCUUCCAGCGCCUGGAGCCUGCUCAGACCCACAGUAACGUGCUGUCCGUGGUCUCACUGGUUUUACUGGUCUCACUGGUCAGUGAGUGGGCCUGGAGGAUGGCUGCGCGCAGAGGCUGUGUAAACUCGCUGUGGUCGGGCACAGAGCGGGUCCGCAUCGGGGAGAGACUCAGCGCGACUCUGGCAGGAGUCCUGGAGCUGGAGCUGCUCCGCUGCAAACAGCUGGAGCUGGUGGACACUGCACUGGACAACAGCCCCGAGCAGAGAGACGAGAGCCACAGGCAACAGGAUCCUUCUCCAGCAGACGUCACAGCAGUACCCGUCCAGAGCAGCCCUGGAGAGGCCUCAGAAGGGUCCGGCUCUGGGGGUCAGUCCCGCUGGUCCACUCUCUCCUGGGACGCCUCCUCUGACCUGCUGUCUCCCCCCACACCUGACCCCAUCAACACGGCACACCUAGACACAGACUCCAGACCCAGUUCAGGAUUUUACUCAGUGAGUGGCAGUUCUCUGUCGGACUCUUGCUACUCAGUGUCCAGUGAAGUGGCCCAUGGUCCAGCCCUUCAAAGACCCCAGAAGUUGUGGGACCAGCAGCCGAUGCUUGACAGCGUUGACACCUUGUGGAACGACGCAGCAGUGCAGCAGGUUGAAGGAGACAGCAGCCAUGGACCAGCAGAGACAGUAACAACUGAUCUGGACUCCACUGGUCUAAACUUUCUGUCUGACCUCUGCUCCGGAAGCAGCAACUCCAUCAUCCCUUCUCUACUUCAUCUCCUUUCUCCAUCGUCAUCAUCCUCUUCGGCUUUGAUCGACCUGAAGUCUCAACUGGACCCACGGUUCUGUGCAGACCUGGUGUCAAGAAGGACCAAAGAGGUGUAUGCUUACCCCAGCCCUCUGCACGCUGUGGCUCUUCAAAGUCCUCUCUUCACGACACAAGAAACCUCUCAACCCCCUCCUUCUGCUGAGGCUCUGCAAUCCGAAGACGGCUCUCAACCCACCAGUUUUACCGCUCAAACUUUAUCCAAUCUCCCAUCCACUCCAAACCCGAUCUCCUUCACGCAAAUGGAGCAGUACAUUCAUCGACUGGCCCGACAAUACCACACCCGUGCGUUUGUGUCCACCACUGAUCUAACCUCCUGCGGUAGAGGUAUUUGCACGCCAGGGAAAGGGCAUGGGUCCACGCAAUCUCUUUCUGCAUUUGAGGGUCUGAGUGCUCUUGGGGGCUGCAUCACGCCCUGCAAGUCACAACUGGGCCAGUCUGCCAGAUUGAACUUAAUCAGCACUGGGAAGAAAGCCUUACGGAAUUCCAUUAAUCUUGGGAACUUGCCGUCAGCAACCGGGGAAGAUGUGAGCAUAAACUUGCAUCUGAACGUCAACUUGAAUCUCAAUCCAGGUUCCAGUCGGAGUCUUGCUGACACCCCUACAACAGGUAGUUUCGGUGCAUUGAAAAGUGAGCUUAGCGCCGCCUCUGCCUCAUCCCUGGCCUCCACCCCCACUCUGGCACUGCGGCCACGUCCCCGUAUCUCCACCUGCCCCUCCUCUUUGAGCCAUCGCAGCUCUCUGGAAGUCGCAUCUGCUUUUGGGUCAAGUCAUUUUUGUCGAUCGUUGGACUUUAGCAGCAGUGCCCAGGAGCAACUGUCUGCGCACCGGUCCAACCCAGGAUCUACUCAAAGCUCCCAGCGAAACAGCUUAAAUCAAGAAUCCAGUCAUCCAAACCACGGGGAUGAGUUUCCCAUGGUGGAAGAGAUUUCCCGCCUCUCUGGUCUGUCCGCAGAUGUUGUUGUUGGACUGAUGGAGCAAGGGGUGGAGCUGGAUAUUGAUUGCUUUGAUGUGGAGACACCAAGAGACAAGAGGCGCCAUGGGAAAAGCCACCUGGUGACUCAAAUGGACCAGACUCAUGACUACAGCAGAGAAAUGCCGACGCAAAGACCAAUCCAGCUGUCUCUAAGUGUCACACAUUCACCUCAGUCUCAGAGAAGCCUCACCCCACCUCUCUCACACACCAGCAGCCCAAUUCACCCAUAUCAAUCCAAUUACAUGGCUGCUCCACACCCCCCAUUUUGCUAUGAUCCCCCCUCAUCCACUGCUUCAUCUCCUGCCUCUCGUCCAACUCCAAGAGCUAGAUCACCUCCACGCCCUCUACAGCCUUCACCUAUGGGUGCUACUCCACUGUCUGUUUUUCGUAGAGACGCACCAUUUCAAUGUUCGCUUCCCCGUACAAACACAACAAGCUCUGCGGGGGAUCAAUGCGGGAUUGCGCCGCGAGGAGGAUCCCUUCGGCAAAGUGCAGGAGGAGGGUGGAAAAAAAGUGACUGCCAGGGACUUUACCGAGGGAAGCAUGUGUCACACAGGCUGGUCCGAGCUGCUACUGUCAGCAGCUAUGCUCAAAGAGAGGAUUACAGCUCAGCCUGGGCUGAAGAAAAAGGUAUUGAAAGAGGUGUUCAAAUGCCGAAAAAGAACACCACAAAACUGUGGGGUCGGCUUGAAGGACGCCUCUUUGGAAGAGACCCUGAAAGUGAGCAGGAGGAGAUGGACAGAGCUGAGUAUGGCUUUGGAUGGAGGAGAAACACUGGUGGAAGCUACAGGAGGGAACCAGACAAAGAUUUAUUUUGGAUGAAUGAAUCUAAAGCAGAGUCUUCCCCCAUGUUCUCGAAGAGAAGGGGGAGGGAGGAGGGAGAUAGACGCAGCUCCAGUCUCAGACUUUCUAGAAGAGCUCUGUUCAGGAGUGAGUCUCAGGGUCUGCUCCUGUCCCGGCACGAGGAGCCGGUGAAGAGGGGCCACUGGGUUUCUUCAUUAGAUGUGGGGCAAGGUUCCAUGAGGAAGGAGGAAGGGGUGAGGCUGUUGCGUAGGAGGGAGGACAAGGGCCUGUCCUCAACGGCCAGCCUCUUUAACCUGUCUCAGUCCGAGAGUCUGGAUGAGAGCGGUGCAUCCAUGUCCCCUCUGUCCUCUCCGUCCUUCUCUCCUUCGCCUCCUCGGAGGACACUGCAGCGCUCUCGAUCACUGCGGGAUUUGGGAAAGAGAGUUUUUGGCUCCAUGAGGUCCCUAAGUCUUAAACGGAAACCAUCUAAAAAGUAA